AUGGAAUCAAAGACUAAAUCGAAAUCGAAAUUUGAGACACGAGGCUCAGACGAGAUGAGAGAGUCAGAAUACAUGUGUACACGGGAGUGGCGACAACAUUUUUGGCAUGAUCCAGAAGUGGGACGAAAUGAGAAGGUAUUAACAAGGAAUCCGGUACAGGGGACAGCACCGGAUCCGUCUCAGGGGAUGACCAGCUCUAGCACAUGGAUUGACAAACCAGUGGUAUCCCAUCGAUCCGAGCCUGUGAUUAGUACAAAAAUGGCUCACGGUGGUUACUAUGAGGGUGAUUUGAGUUUGAACGAAACCAAUAAAGUGCUCCUGAGCCCAAAGUGGACCAAAGUGAGUAAAUCCACUACUUAUCACAGUAAAGAAAAGAUAAAACGACUCCGAUAA
Molecule: messenger RNA, 393 nt
Organism: Echinostoma caproni
Lineage: Eukaryota; Metazoa; Platyhelminthes; Trematoda; Plagiorchiida; Echinostomatidae
Source: the annotation of a GenBank genome assembly